AUGAAUAGGGGAGGAAUCAAACGUGCUCCCAGCUUAAAUCAGCUUCCAAAUGUUGGCUCGCUCUCCAUUACUACGAAUGAAACGCCAACUCCAACAGGCGCUAACACGUUAAAUAGACCUGCCCAAGCGUCACAAUCAUUAUAUCAGUUAUGUUUAGAACUGUCAGAACGACUAUAUUGUGUAGAUGGCUUUGAAGAAUACCUGCAGCAGGCACAAAGCAAUAUACAGAAUAAUAACACUAAUAGUAACACUACUGGAAUUGGAACACCAACUUCUGAAGCUCCGAAUGGGCUUAUUCAGAGUGAUCCUGUUACACUAUUAUGGCAAACAUUUCGUUUAGGAUAUCCAUUGUGCGCUUUAUAUAAUACCAUGAAACCGGCGACGCCAAUAUCGGACGAGUUUACUCAACCACCUAACUCAUCUAAACCCAGUAUCUCUCAUGCAAAACAAAGUGUUUACAAAUUUUUAGUCUCUUGUAAAGAAGAACUCGAAUUCAAAGAGGAAUCAAUGUUUGGGAUUUCUGCACUAUUUAAAGAUGAUACAAAUGAUUUUGUCAAAGUAAUUAAUACGGUCAAACGUGUAACUGAUAAAAUUGAAGAAAAGGGUCUCUUGAAUUUAUCCAGGCGGCAACUUUCACGAAGUUCUGAUCCAAUGGCACCAAAAGAUAAUCGUGCACGAGUUGUUCAUGAAUUGUUGGAAACAGAAAGGAAAUAUGUACAGGAUAUGGAAGUGUUACAGGAUUAUGCAAGAAAACUUGCAAAUCAAGAGGUUGUUAAUGCAGAUACAAUCCAUCAUCUUUUUGCCAAUCUUAAUCAAUUGGUAGAUUUUCAACGUCGUUUUCUUAUUGGCGUGGAAUCUAAUGCUAGUUUACCAUCUUCAGAACAAAGAUUUGGCUUCUUGUUUGUGUCAAUGGAAGAGAAUUUCGAAGUAUAUCAGCCAUUCUGUGCAAAUUAUCAAUAUGCAUCAGAUUUGGUUAUUCAAGAACGCCAGAAUCUUAUGCAAUUAAAAGAUGUGGUAGAACCGACAUACGAACUUCCAUCCUUAUUAAUCAAGCCUAUUCAACGUAUUUGCAAAUAUCCUUUGUUAUUACAGGAAUUAUUAAAAUGCACUGAAAAAAAUGAAAAUCCUUAUUACGAUGAAAUUGAACAAGGAUUAAACGCAAUUAAACGAGUAACCGAUCGAGUGAAUGAAACUCGGCGGAAACAAGAGAAUGAAGCGGUAGUAAAAGACCUUGAACGUCGAGUUGAAGAUUGGAAGGGUCACAAAAUCUCCGAUUUUGGAUCUCUAUUACUCGAAGAUGUGUUUAUAAUGUCAAAAGAUGAUUCAGAACGUGAAUAUCAUGUGUAUCUAUUUGAAAGGAUUCUUCUCUGUUGCAAAGAAACUGCUAAGCAAAAUCCAAGAAGCACCAUAAUCAAAAAUAAUCGGAGACAAAAAAGAGCAAGUCUUCAGCUCAAAGGGCGGAUUUUUAUACACAAUAUUACGGCUGUUGUUAAUAAUAGUCGUUCUGGAUUGUGGUCAAUAAAAGUAUUCUGGCGUGGUGAUACAGAAAUGGAAUCAUUCUCAUUAAAAUGUCGAAAUGAUGAGCAGCUCAAACAAUGGCAUGCUGCCUUGGAAAAAUUAUUUGCUGAUUCAUCAGCAAAUGGCUCAUCAAGAGGAUCAUUUGACACAAUUUCUUACAAACGUCCUAGCGUUUCCAAUACCCAAUUAGCUUCAUUACAGAAUCUUGAUUUUGCCGUCAAGCAAUCCCGAAGUCAAUCAUUACCUUACGGCCAACUGCCUCGAAAAACACGAGGCGAUGAAAAUAUAUCAACCUCUUAUAAUUGGAGGUCAAAUACUCCACCUUUACCUAAUUUACCCCCGCAACAAUAUCAACAACAAAUAAAUCAUCAUUUACCUCGACAUCCUAAUAUGUCAAUGCCACCUUUACCCCGUAAUGGAUCAACGACGGCACCUCCUACAAUGGCCUCUUUCCCAUCGAGUGCUGUUCUACCAAAUGAGCAAGGCGUAACAACACCUAAUAUAUCUUAUAAUUAUUUUCCGAAUUCCCCUCCCCCCUCAAAUCCUGCUUCACCGCCACAAUCCACGCGUAGUAGUACUAGUACGGGAUCUCAUUCGCUUAGUAUAUGGCAACGUAGAAGCAUUGAGCAUCCAUCAACACCUCUUGCUGAUACUAUUGCUAAAUUCAUGAUGGCAGAGGAUGAUGAUUAUAAUACACCUCCGCCGCCAAUUCAACGAGCAUUAUCACAUAGUGCUGCUUCUGGCCAGACAUUUCAACAAGUUAGCGGACCUCCACCAAUACAACAACAAAAUGUUGUUGGCAAUAUUCAAAACAAUUCUAUGCGAAAGCGAUCUCAAAGUAAUCCAAAUAUUCAUGCUAUCCCUGAAACUUCUUGGGAUAAUGAAUUUUUGCCUGACUUGCCUAAUAAUGGAAACAUAUCACAAUCAAACAGUAAUGAAUUUCGUUCAUUAGAUGCUCAACAACGUCAUAGUGGCUCAAGUACUUCGUCACAACAAUCUGUUGAGACUUCGACAGCCAGUCCAACCGGUAGUGCUUCUUCACAUUCCCUUAUAUCACCGACUUCUAAUGGUUCAGUUAAUGGAAAUCAUUUCCCCACAAAUAUUGGACUCGGUAUCUCCAUGAAAAUUAAAGUUAAUUAUUCUGGAGAAAUUUUUGUUAUUGUUGUUGCUCAAGAAAUUGAAUAUCGAGACUUAUGUGAUCGUAUUGAUCGUAAGAUCAGAUUAUACACAACUGGCCGAGAUGAUAGCAUCCCAAUACGUAUAAAGUAUCAGGAUGAAGAUGGGGAUCAUGUUACCAUUAAUUCUGACGAAGAUGUGCAAAUGGCAUUCGAGGGGCGGCUAGCUGCCGGAGGAAAUUUUGUAAAUUUGUAUGUUAGUUAA
Ambispora gerdemannii is the source of this 2898-nucleotide messenger RNA. The record is from the annotation of a GenBank genome assembly. NCBI's taxonomy places the organism in Eukaryota, Fungi, Glomeromycota, Glomeromycetes, Archaeosporales, Ambisporaceae.